Molecule: messenger RNA, 5937 nt
Organism: Cavia porcellus (domestic guinea pig)
Lineage: Eukaryota; Metazoa; Chordata; Mammalia; Rodentia; Caviidae
Gene: Exoc6b
Product: exocyst complex component 6B
Exons: 23
Coding region: 353-2638 (761 amino acids)
Biological process (GO): intracellular protein transport; exocytosis; Golgi to plasma membrane transport
Cellular component (GO): membrane; exocyst
Source: RefSeq, a predicted model, not a curated record
UGAGGAGUGAAAGGUGAGCCUGCUGAAAGAGGGGACGCGGUGCCCGGCGCCCCCCGUCUAUGGAGAGGGCUAAGAUGGCGGAGGCAGAGAGCUUGGAGUCGGCGGCGGAGCACGAGCGGAUCCUGCGAGAGAUCGAGAGCACCGACACGGCCUGCAUCGGGCCCACGCUCAGAAUUGUAAUCUCUUAUGUCUCCAAUUUAAAUUACUUGAAUUCCAUAAAACUGUGAAAAGCUGAUUCUUUACCGCUUAGUCACAUCCUUCUGCUUGAUCCCUUUCCUAGGACCAUCAGUCUCUUGUGUGCAGACAGAUGCCCUGAAGGUCUGUCUAUGAUGGUGAAGAACAUGGACGAUUCAUGGAGAAGCUUGAAACACGCAUUCGCAAUCAUGACCGAGAAAUUGAGAAAAUGUGCAACUUUCAUUACCAGGGCUUCGUUGACUCUAUUACUGAACUGCUGAAAGUGAGAGGAGAAGCCCAGAAACUCAAAAAUCAAGUGACGGAUACUAAUAGAAAACUGCAACAAGAGGGAAAAGAACUGGUGAUAGCAAUGGAAGAGCUGAAGCAGUGUCGACUACAACAAAGAAAUAUUUCUGCCACUGUUGAUAAGUUAACUCUGUGUCUUCCAGUCCUAGAGAUGUACAGCAAAUUGAGAGACCAGAUGAAAACUAAAAGGCAUUAUCCUGCACUGAAAACUCUGGAACAUCUAGAGCAUACUUAUCUGCCUCAAGUAAGCCACUAUCGAUUCUGCAAGGUGAUGGUGGACAACAUCCCCAAGCUUCGAGAAGAAAUAAAGGAUGUUUCUAUGUCUGAUCUCAAGGAUUUCCUGGAGAGCAUCCGCAAACAUUCAGACAAAAUUGGAGAGACAGCCAUGAAGCAAGCUCAGCAACAACGAAACCUGGAUAAUAUCGUCUUGCAACAGCCCAGAAUAGGUAGCAAGAGAAAAUCUAAGAAAGAUGCAUAUACGAUCUUUGAUACAGAGAUGGAAAGCACUAGCCCCAAGUCUGAACAGGAUUCAGGAAUUCUGGAUGUUGAAGAUGAGGAAGAUGAAGAGGUACCUGGAGCCCAAGAUUUGGUGGAUUUCUCUCCUGUUUAUCGCUGUCUACACAUAUAUUCUGUCCUGGGUGCCCGGGAAACAUUUGAGAACUACUAUCGAAAACAGAGGCGAAAACAGGCCAGAUUGGUGCUCCAGCCCCCGUCAAACAUGCAUGAAACUUUAGAAGGCUACAGGAAAUAUUUUAAUCAAAUCGUAGGCUUUUUUGUGGUUGAAGAUCACAUUUUACAUACAACCCAGGGCUUAGUAAAUAGAGCCUAUAUUGAUGAAUUAUGGGAAAUGGCACUUUCAAAAACCAUUGCAGCACUCCGUACCCACUCGUCUUACUGCUCUGAUCCAAACCUUGUGUUAGAUUUGAAGAACCUCAUUGUGCUUUUUGCUGAUACACUCCAGGUGUAUGGUUUUCCUGUAAAUCAACUUUUUGACAUGCUAUUAGAAAUCAGAGACCAGUACAGUGAAACACUGCUGAAGAAGUGGGCAGGCAUUUUCAGAAGCAUACUUGAUUCUGACAAUUAUAGUCCCAUUCCAGUAACAAGUGAAGAUAUGUAUAAAAAAGUGGUAGGACAAUUCCCAUUCCAAGAUACGGAGCUGGAAAAGCAACCAUUCCCAAAAAAGUUUCCUUUCUCUGAAUUUGUGCCAAAAGUUUACAGUCAAAUUAAAGAAUUUAUCUACGCUUGUCUGAAGUUUUCAGAAGAUCUUCAUCUAAGCUCUACUGAAGUUGAUGACAUGAUUCGUAAAUCAACAAACCUGUUGCUUACUAGGACUCUGAGCAACUCUCUGCAAAAUGUCAUUAAAAGGAAGAACAUUGGACUUACUGAGCUUGUUCAGAUUAUUAUCAAUACAACACAUUUGGAGAAGUCCUGUAAGUAUUUGGAAGAAUUUAUCACCAAUAUCACUAAUGUGCUUCCAGAAACAGUCCAUACCACUAAGCUCUAUGGCACCACAACUUUUAAGGAUGCUAGGCAUGCAGCUGAGGAAGAGAUUUAUACAAAUUUAAACCAGAAAAUUGACCAGUUUCUACAGCUGGCAGACUAUGACUGGAUGACAGGAGAUUUGGACAACAAAGCUAGUGAUUACUUGAUAGACCUCAUUGCCUUUCUGCGCAGCACCUUUGCUGUGUUCACACAUCUUCCUGGAAAGGUGGCUCAGACAGCGUGUAUGUCAGCUUGCAAGCAUUUAGCCACAUCCUUGAUGCAACUUUUGCUGGAGGCUGAAGUAAGGCAGCUCACCUUAGGAGCUUUACAGCAGUUCAACCUGGAUGUCAGAGAAUGUGAACAGUUUGCCAGAUCCGGCCCGGUGCCUGGGUUCCAGGAGGACACGCUGCAGUUGGCCUUCAUCGACUUGAGACAACUUUUGGAUCUCUUCAUCCAGUGGGACUGGUCCACCUACCUUGCUGAUUAUGGCCAGCCCAACUGCAAGUACCUACGGGUAAACCCUGUAACAGCUCUGACGCUGCUUGAGAAGAUGAAGGAUACUAGCCGCAAGAACAACAUGUUUGCACAGUUUCGGAAAAAUGAGCGAGACAAACAGAAGUUGAUUGACACUGUGGCCAAACAGCUUCGAGGACUCAUCAGCAGCCACCACUCGUGAAGGCUGGCCUCAGCUUUCAGUGGCUACUUCCUGCAGCUCCACAUUCUAGGAUCCAGCUCAAGCUGGCACUGCUUUUGUGCAUUCUUCUUCAAAGAGAACAUAUGUAUUUUUUUAUUAACCCUGUACAGUAUUCACAUAAUCUUUUCCUGAUAAAAGAGACAUAAGGAUAAGCAAGUACAUAAAAUUUUGCUAGGUGGGGACUUGGAAGGUUAUUUCUACACUGUAUCAUCCUAGAAAAAGUGGUAUCAUCAUUCCAAAUGUGAUGAACCACUACUCAUCCAUGGUUCUACAGUUUAGUGCUGGAGCCCAGGAACUAGCCAGAAAAGUGGGUGCUUUUUUUGGGAGGUAAGAUGAGUAACCAAAAGGAUGAUAAAAUAUAUCCUGUUUACUCCUGAGUGCCCAUUUACCACCUACAUGAGGCUGAUCCUGCCUUGUGCAAGGAAAGGGGCCUAUCAAACAUUACUAUUUAAUGCACUAAAGACAGUUAAAGUGUCCAUCUCUCGUCUGCUGACUUUCAUUGACUGGUAAACAAGCACGGCUUGUGGUAAGGUGACCACUUGACUUCAGUCUCCCAAGGAUGUAGUUUUUUAGCCCUGAUCUGACCCAGGGAUUUUCCUGCUUAUUUUUGUAUUGACAGGAUAAACAGCAGUACCAUUGGAUCACACGAUUCACUGCUCUCACCUUGGGAGUGUUGGGUCUCAGCCUAGGGUGUUUUUCGGGAAAAAGCAAAUGGUUUGAACUAGAGCCCUAGUCCUUUUCCUCUUUACCUUAUUCUCUUCUAUUAUGGUCAGAGCACUUGGUUCAAAAUGUAGGUGAACAGUUAUUUCUGUAGAUUCUCACAGAAAGAGUCACAACUUGCUUCCAGCCAAUACCAUUGAGAUUGGUCAGAUCUCAGAAGCCUAAAAGUAGCCCUUCCUUUAUCCUUACAUAAAACCCAAGGAUUACUUAAAAUGUUCAUUUCUGUUUAAAAACAACUUUCUGGCUACUAUCUUUAAAGGAAAUGUCACUUGCUCUGCAUGGAGGCAGCCAUGGCUGGACUAGGGAAGAAAGCACUGCCACAGUAGACAGGGCCAACUGUGGCUAGAGGUGUGUUGCCUCUGGCCCAGUUGCAAUUUUUACUUGAUUAUAUAUGGGACACAAAGCUAUUCUUUGUCAAGCCCAUGGCUUCCAUUCUUUUUUGAGACCCAUUCCCAAAGCCACUUUUUGGACUCAUCUGAGAAUAAUUACCUGUAACCCUGUCCCCCAAACUCUGGAGUCUAAACUAACUUAACUAGGAGGCUGUAUCUAUUGUAACAGAUGGACUCUGGAGCCUUGAGGUAAGGGCCUGCACUAAGAUCAGUUAGAGGAAUUGACACUUUCAGACACUUCACAAAGAUGCUACUACAACUACUGGUAAUAGUAUACUUGUACAUCACCAUACAAUGACCAAUAGGCCAUGUGGGAAUUUCCAGAUUGGAUUAGUGGGAAGUGAGACUUACCAAACAGAAUUUUGCACAAUUUUUAUCAGCUAUUGAGUUGCAUCUGAGAAGGGAAGUGCUUCCUUUUCCUUUUUCAUUUCCCAGCCUCUGCCAUUAUCAUCAUAUCUUGAAAACCAUAGAAAAGAAAAUGUACAUUCUAUGGGUAGCGCUCUUCAAAGCUGGAACAACGAGGCUGCAGCCAAGUUCUGCAAAAGCAUGUAACACUUAGCCUAUGGGCUAGGCAGUUGGCCCUGGGUUUUAGAAAGAAGGUUAGGGUUUUAAAAACUUGAUAAGCCAAAGGAAGGCAGGGGUCCAUAAGAAUGAGACCCAAGAGAUUCCAAGCCCUGAACUUUGCUGCAAAAAGUGAGAAAUGGUUACACUAAUCUGAAGUCCUAUUACUUGAGAAGAACCCUAAAUAUCCUCCCCUUCUUUACUAGUACUCAGUUUAUUAGAAGAUCUCUUCAGCUUUGUAUGCUGAGACUUUGAAUGGAUUGGAAUGGAUUUCAAGCAUGGCACUGCAUUCAUACUGCUAGAGUCAUCGCUGCUGGUCUACUUACAAAACUGCCCUGGACGAACUGUACUAUAAAGGAAAAGGUGAACAGCAUGGAGAAAUAGGGGCUACAUUACACUUUGACACUAAGUCCUGCUACAAGAAAAGCUUGUUCAAGCACAAGACUCAUAAGGAUGGACCCUUGGGUGUGUCUCGUCUUCCUUCUCCAUCUGCCUUUACUCCUCCCUAACAAAGCAAACCAACAUGCUGCUUCUGAGUGUAUAUAGAGACAUGCCCUUAGUGGCCCAGGAAAGGUAAAAACAGAGACCAUCAAUGUUAGGGGGUUUUGAAUUGGUGAAGUGGGAGUUUCUUAGUUUUGUCUGCAGCUCUAUAGCUGAGCUACCACUUGAAAAGACUUACGUGAAGUAUAUGUGUUCAUGACACUCGCACUCCUCAUAUCUGGCCUCACAUGCCUACCUAUAUACCCCAGUGCCCCAGAGAGCAAAAACUUAAGCCUUCUGCCUUCUGGUCACUAUGAACCUUUGUCCAUGUACCUAAAAAACCCAGAUCUAUGUUUCUAAAGAGAUUCUGGCUUGGGACCCCCUGUGGGUUUCAGUAGUAAUACAGACAGCUUGUGUAGUUUUAACACUUAUAGCAAAGUCUCUUUGAGCAGACUGGGUAAUAUUAUUGCAGGUGGGGAAGAACGAGAAGACCUGGAAUUAGAACCAGCAAAAUCACCAUUGGCAAAAGGAAUGUACAGCCCAUAGGGAGUAUUCCUGGUGAUUUUAUUGUAUACCAGACCAGUCUCCCUGCCCUCAAAGUCAUCUAGCUUUGCUGCAUACUUGACAAGUGCUUGCUUAUCAAGUCCUAGACCCAGGGAAGGAGUGGCAUUGGCCAGUGAUCUUCCUCAGGUCUGUGAAUACUCUCUGGGGGCUGCUUCAGAAAUUCCUCUACCUGAGUCUCCCUUCUCCAAGGACUUGUCUUACUGCUUCAAUUGCCUCUUUUCUUUCUUUUCUUUUCUUUUUUUUUCUUUUGUUUUUUCCAUUCUUUUUCUAUUUCCUUCCUCUUCUUUGUUUGCUUGCACUUGCAAUGAAUUUUUCACUGAUAUGUUGGAAAUGGCCUUUUUAUUUUGCACAAGUAGUUACACGUUUAUGGGGAAAUUUUAGUGAUGUCUGUUUUUAACUCUAAAGGGAACAUUUUCUUUAAAACUUUCUGGUAAAGCUACUGAUGCAAAUGGGCCACGUGGUUAGGGGAAAGCGCCUCUAUGGAAAGAGCAUGUUUAUUCCUCUUGUACAUUUUCCUCUUUUAAUUGCUAUUAAACGAGAAAGCCUUCAUACCUGUUUCAAAAGCUA